AUGCUGUACUGUAUGGAUUUAUGGGUGGGAUUUAUCUCACUUCCCGGACUGCGCCAUGUUUCCCCGAAGCGUUGUAAGACUCCACAUUUGAUGAAAUUUGGAGCCAAAUUUUCAACAGUUCAUGAUUUUUAUUCUUCUUCAAAACAAUUACCAAUUCCAAAACAAUUAAAAUUACAUGUUACACAAGCAUAUACAGAAUUUUGUGCUUUAGAUAUUCGAACAUUCAAUGUGAUGAUAGGCGAUGGUUUUCAGAAUCUGGCAAAAGUUUUAUUUGAUGCAGGUCGUUCAAUGUAUAAGUCGUCAAUUGAAAUAAAAGAUCUUCUUGCGCAUCUGACCACAAUUAGUCGGAAUGUUAGUCGACUUUAUGAAGAAUUAGUAAAUCAUCAGAAAGAAAAGUAA
Messenger RNA from Didymodactylos carnosus, 399 nucleotides. The record is from the annotation of a GenBank genome assembly. NCBI's taxonomy places the organism in Eukaryota, Metazoa, Rotifera, Eurotatoria, Philodinida, Philodinidae.